Molecule: messenger RNA, 851 nt
Organism: Onthophagus taurus
Lineage: Eukaryota; Metazoa; Arthropoda; Insecta; Coleoptera; Scarabaeidae
Product: larval cuticle protein A2B-like
Cellular component (GO): extracellular matrix
Source: RefSeq, a predicted model, not a curated record
ACCGUCUUCGUUGUUACCACAUUGUUCUGGUAUAAAAAGUCCGCCCGCCGAAUUCGAAAUCAGAAGUCGCUUGGAUUUCGAUAUAGAAACACCAACAAGAAUAACAAUGAAACUCUUCAUUUUCGCCGCUAUCUUGGCUUAUGCCAAAGCUGGAGUUAUUAGCUCUUACGCUGCCGCUCCUGUAGCUUAUGCAGCCCCCGCUGUCCAUACUUAUGCUGCUCCAGCCGUUCAUAGUUAUUCUGCUCCAGCCGUUCAUAGUUAUGCAGCCCCCGCUGUCCACACUUAUGCUGCUCCAGCCGUUCAUAGUUAUGCCGCUCCAGCUGUUCACACCUACGCCGCUAAAACCAUCGCUCCAGUUGCUUAUACCGCCCCAAUUGUUAAAACCGUUGCCCCAGCUGUAGCUGUUGCCAAAACCAUCGUCAAUGAAGAAUACGACCCCAACCCACAAUACUCUUAUGGAUACGACGUCCAAGAUGGACUCACCGGAGACUCCAAAAGCCAAACCGAAACUCGUAAUGGCGAUGUCGUCCAAGGAUCUUACUCCUUAACCGACCCAGAUGGCACCAGAAGAACCGUCGAUUACACCGCCGAUCCCAUCCACGGAUUUAACGCCGUUGUACGCAAAGAACCUUUAGCCGUUGUCGCUAAAGUUGCAGCUCCGGUUGUUGCUAAAGUCGCCACUCCUGUUAUUGCUAAAGUAGCUACUCCUUUAACUUAUGCCGCCCCCAUCGCUAAAGUUGCUGCACCAAUAGCUUAUUACCACUAAGAAUCAUGUGAAUUGACUUUGUAUAUAUGUAUUUAUUUUUGAUUUUUUUAAUAAAGAGAUGAUUAUUGCAUAAAUUUGUUUUCAC